AUGUCGUCGUCCCCUACAUUGAAGGUGCUUCUCUUGGGUGACCCGUUUGUAGGCAAGACAUCGCUACGUGCCCAGUACAUUCAUCAUGUCUUUUCUAACUCGUACAGAGAAACCGUGGGUGCUGAUUUCCUAUCUAGAAGGCAGACUGUCGGUGAUGAUGGCGAUUCCGAAGUGUUCCUCCAGAUAUGGGAUACAGCUGGCCAGGAAAGAUUCAAAUCUUUGGUUAAGAAUUUUUACAGAGGAACAGACGUGGCGAUAUUCAUGUAUGAUGUUUCUCGUCCUUCCACUUUCCACAAUUUGACAACGUGGAUUAAUGAAUUUAUUGAAAAUGUCCACACCUCCAACCCUUCAAUAGUGGUUGUUGGUAAUAAAUGUGACAAACCAAUUACAGACCAUUUGAUCAGUAUCAGACAGUGCAAAGAGCUUUUGAGCGAACAUUAUGUUGACCAGUAUAUUGACGACUUGAAUCAUGAUAUUUUUUACAUGUCCGCCAAAAGCUUUACGGAAACUGAAAACUUAUUCAAAAGAGUGGCUGCUUUGGGGCUACAGAAUCUGCAAAACAAUCAGAAUAAUACUAUGAUGACAUUUGAUAGAGUCGAUAUCAGUGAACCUCGAGAUGGAACUGAUGGAAGAGGCAGGUCCCUGGGUUGUUGUUAA
Saccharomycopsis crataegensis is the source of this 657-nucleotide messenger RNA. Its product is annotated as Rab family GTPase. The record is from RefSeq and is a predicted model, not a curated record. Gene Ontology annotation, cellular component: fungal-type vacuole membrane; late endosome; vacuole. Gene Ontology annotation, biological process: regulation of vacuole fusion, non-autophagic. Gene Ontology annotation, molecular function: GTP binding; GTPase activity. Bases 1 to 657 code for a protein of 218 amino acids. The transcript has a single exon. Lineage: Eukaryota; Fungi; Ascomycota; Saccharomycetes; Ascoideales; Saccharomycopsidaceae.